Messenger RNA from Suncus etruscus (white-toothed pygmy shrew), 1413 nucleotides. RefSeq names its product aconitate decarboxylase 1 (gene ACOD1). The record is from RefSeq and is a predicted model, not a curated record. Gene Ontology annotation, molecular function: lyase activity. The transcript is spliced from 5 exons. Lineage: Eukaryota; Metazoa; Chordata; Mammalia; Eulipotyphla; Soricidae. The coding region runs from base 1 to 1413 and encodes 470 amino acids.
AUGAUUCUCAAGCCUGUCACAGAGAGCUUUGCCAAACUUAUCCAUGGCCUGAAAGUAGAACACCUGACGGACCACGUGCUUAAGAGGAGCAAGAGAAUGAUUCUGGAUACUCUUGGAGUUGGCAUCCUUGGAACUAAUACAGAUGUGUUUCACAAAGUCAGCAGAUAUAGUAAACUCUACAGUUCCAACAUAUCCAGCACUGUUUGGGGCCAUCCUGACUUGAGACUCCCACCAACAUAUGCUGCUUUUGUCAAUGGUGUAGCUAUCCACUCAAUGGAUUUUGAUGACACGUGGCACCCUGCCACCCACCCUUCUGGAGCUGUCCUUCCUGUUCUCAUGUCUCUCUCAGAAGCCCUACCUCCGGGUCCCAAGUUUUCUGGUCUCAAUCUGCUGUUGUUUUUCAACAUUGGAAUUGAAGUGCAAGGCCAAUUACUGCGUUUCUCCAAGGAAGCCAAAGACAUUCCAAGGAGAUUCCAUCCCCCCUCUGUGAUAGGAACUCUGGGGAGUGCUGCUGCGGCAUCCAGGUUUUUAGGACUCAGUUUGACCCAGUGUCAGGAGGCCCUGGCAAUUGCUGUGUCUCACGCAGGGGCACCCAUGGCCAAUGCUGCCACCCAGACCAAGCCUCUCCACAUUGGCAAUGCUGCCCGGCAUGGCAUGGAAGCUGCUUUCCUGGCAAUGCAGGGCCUCCAAGGAAACAAGCACAUCUUGGACCUAGAGACAGGCUUUGGAGCCUUUUAUGCCAACUAUUCCCCCCAAGUCCUGCCAAGUCUCGAUUCCCACACGUGGCUGCUGGACCAGCAGGAUGUGGCCUUUAAGCGUUUCCCUGCCCACUUGGCCACCCAUUGGGUGGCUGAUGCAGCAACAGCUGUGAAAAAGCAUCUCAGCAGAGAGGAGGUUCCCGUGGAACACAUUGAGAAAAUUGUGCUCAGAAUCCCAGAUGUUCCCUACGUCAACAGGCCCUUCCCAAACUCAGAGCAUGAGGCCCGUCACUCCUUCCAGUAUGUGGCCUGUACUUUGCUCCUCGAUGGUGGCAUUGCCGUCCCAUCGUUCCACAAAAGUCAGGUCGAAAGACCACAGGUGAGAGAGUUGCUCAGGAAGGUGCAACUGGAAUACCCACCGGACAACCAUCCAAGCUUCAACACUCUGUACUGUGAGAUGAGUGUCACCCUCCGGAAUGGGGUCACCUUCACUGAGCGCUCUGACACCUUCUAUGGUCACUGGAGGAAGCCACUGAGCCAGAAGGACCUGCAAGACAAGUUCCGAGCCAAUGCCUCCAGGACACUGUCCAGGGAGAAUGUGGAAAAACUGAUUGAGAUGGUGGAAAAUCUGGAGGAACUAGAAGACUGUUCUGUGUUAACGACGCUCUUAAAAGACCCUUCUGCAUCAGACGUAGUCUCAAAAUCCAACAUGUGA